CAGAAAAAUGAAAAGCCAAAGUUUCUUUAACAGCAGAAAGCAAAAGAUGUGGUCUGGCAUUAGAUUCUUGACAGAUCUAUAUACAAAGAUGAUAUUCACUCUCAUUCCAACCAAAUCAAGUCUGAAUCUUACCCAAAUCCCACAAUCUGCAGCCGUAUUGUUGCAUGAUCCGGGGGAUUAUGGCCAGUUCCAGCGGCACGUCCCGCUCGUUGUUGCAGCGGAAGAUGUCGAGGGCGCAGGCCAUUAUGCUCGACCUUCCAAACAACGGCAAGGCCACCGUCGAUACUGAGAUCGUGCCUUCAUCCUUGGCGCCUAUUGCUCCUAUUCUUCGAGUUGCCAAUGAGAUCGAAAAGGAUAAUCCCAGGGUUGCUCAUCUCUGCCAUGUUUAUGCCUUCAAGAAGGCCAAAGAGAUGGAUCCAACAUCAAGUGGGCGUGGUGUUCGCCAACUCAAGACAUAUCUAGCAAAUAAAAUAGAAGAUGAAAAGGAUGAACUGCAACUUCAAAGAACAGAUCAAAUUGAAAUCCAGUCAUUUUACCAGGAAUUCUAUGAGAAAUAUAUCAGAAGAAGCCAAGAUACUAAAAAACCGGAGGAGAUGGCAAAGUUCUAUCAAAUUGCCAUGGUUUUGUAUGAUGUAUUGAAGAAUGUGGUACCUAGUCCAGCAGUGGAUUAUAAGACCAACAGAUAUGCAGAAGAGCUUAAAAGCAAAAAGGAACAGUAUGAACACUAUAAUGUUCUUCCUCUAUAUUCUGUUGGAAUUAAACCAGCAAUUAUGAAACUUCCUGAGAUCAAUGCUGCAUUUCAAACCAUACGCAAUGUGCAGAAUCUCCCAAUGCCAAGAGCUUAUGUAACCUUCAUCAAUGACAUAUUUGAUUGGCUUUCUUCUCUUUUUGGCUUUCAGAAAGGGAAUGUUGCAAAUCAGAGGGAGCACUUAAUAUUGCUACUUACCAACCUUGAUAUGAGGGCCAAGGAUCAUCAAUCAUACUAUGAGCUGGAUGGUAUCACUGUAAAACAGUUGAUGGAUGAAAUAUUUGAGAAUUAUAUAUCAUGGUGCAACUAUUUGCAUAAAAAACCACAUAUUAGGUUUGACCAAGAUUAUGCAGAACAGCAGAUACAGCUAGUAUAUAUUGCACUUUAUCUUCUUAUAUGGGGUGAAGCUUCUAAUAUUCGCUUCAUGCCUGAAUGCAUAUGCUAUAUCUUUCACAAUAUGGCAAAAGAUGUUUAUGAAACUUUAUCUAGAAAGGAGCAUCCAGUCAACAGUCCAAACCAAACAGUAGCACCUAAUGAAGAAUAUUUUUUGAGGACCAUUAUCACACCUUUAUAUCAGGUCCUGUUUCAGGAAGCUAGCAAAAAUAAAGAAGGCAGGGCAAGCCAUUCUGUUUGGAGCAACUAUGAUGACAUAAACGAGUUCUUUUGGACUGAAAAGUGCUUUAGGAUACAUUGGCAUAGUGUCUUUGAAGGAUAUCUUUCAGUGGAUCUAGCUGAGGGACAACUUAGAAAAGAGAUUCUUGACCAGAUCAGUUCUGGAAAAUUUCAUCAGAAGAUAAAUUUUGUUGAAGUUCGCACAUUUUGGCAGCUCUUUAGAAGUUUUCACCGGAUGUGGAUAUUCUUCAUAAUGGCUUUUCAGGCUAUGCUAAUUGUAGCAUGGACACCUGCUAUUUUUGACAAGGAUGUCUUAAGGAGAGUAUUGAGCAUUUUCAUCACUUCUGCUAUUCUUAAUUUUCUACAAGUUACUGUGGAUACAGUUCUUAGUUUCAAAGCUUGGAGGAGCUUUGAACUUUCUCAAACAGUACGGUACCUUCUGAAAUUGGUCAUUGCAGCUUUAUGGGCAGUGGUUUUGCCAGUGGGUUAUUCAAGUUCUAUGCAGUACACAGCUGGAUUCAUGGAGUCCUUUAAUCGCUGGAUUGGGCAUUUUCAAAACCCGUCUUUAUAUAAUAUACUUGUCUUGCUAUAUUUGGUUCCUGAUGCAUUAGCUGCGGCAUUGUUUUUCUUCCCAUCCUUAUGGGACAAAAUGGAGCUCUUAAAUUGGCAUAUAGUUAAUCUUGUUAUGUGGUGGGCUCAGCCAAAAGUGUAUGUAGGGAGAGGCAUGCAUGGGGACAUCUUUUCACUCCUAAAGUACACAAUGUUUUGGAUAAUUCUUCUAAUUGUCAAGCUAGCAUUCAGCUACUAUGUUGAGAUAUUGCCACUAGUUGAACCAACAAAAGUAAUCAUGGGGAUUCAUAUAGAAAACUAUCUGUUGCCUGAGCUUGUCCCUGGUGCGACUCACAAAAUUGGAGUUAUUGUUGCAAUAUGGGGUCCAACAGUCCUAGUUUAUUUCAUGGAUGCUCAAAUAUGGUAUGCCAUAUUUUCUGCUCUUUUAGGGGGUAUUCUUGGAGUGUUCAGACAUUUGGGUGAGAUAAGGACACUUAGUAUGUUGCGGAUCAGAUUCCAAUCCAUGCCUUCAGCUUUUAGCUACCGUUUCGUGCCAUCAUCAAGUCAGGAUACAAAAUUGAAGCACAUGCAGGAUAGAUCAAGUAAACCCAAGAACAAUCCCAAUUUUUCUCAGAUGUGGAAUGAGUUCAUACAUUCCAUGCGAAUGGAGGAUCUAAUCAGCAAUAGGGAAAAAGAUUUCCUACUGUUGCCACACUUUUCAGGUGAUGAUUCUGCUGCUCAGUGGCCACUCUUCUUGCUAGCUAGUAAGAUUCCUGCGGCAUUAAACAUGGCAAAAGAUUUUAAGGGGAAGCAUUCUGAAUUAGUUAAGAUGAUUAAGAGCGAUGACUAUAUGCAUUCUGCAAUAACUGAAUGUUAUGAGACCCUCAAUCAUCUUAUAGAUGGCCUUUUGGAAGAUGAAGCUGAUAAGAAGACUAUAAAGAAGAUCAAUGACCAUAUAGAAAUGAGUAUUCGAGAGAAGAAGUUUCCUGAAAAAUUCAAGAUGAGUGGGUUGCCUUUGCUUGGUGUUAAAUUGGAUAAGUUUCUAUACAUCUUGAUGACUGAUUGUGAGGAUGAUGGAGUAUGCAAGGCCCAGAUAACCAAAGCUCUCCAAAGUAUCAUGGAUACCAUUCAACAUGAUGUUAUGGUUGAUAGCCAGAGGGUCCUUGAAGGAGUUCAGGAACCUGGUCACAGUGCUCAGCAUCAGAAGGAAAAGCAGAGUUUUGAAAAGAUAAAUUUUCAUAAUACAGAGGUCAAAUUUGGGAGGGAGAAGGUCAAAAGGCUUCAUUUGCUUUUGACUGUGAAAGAAUCUGCCGAAAAUGUGCCUCAGAAUUUAGAGGCUCGCCGCCGCAUCACUUUCUUUGCCAACUCCAUAUUUAUGUCUAUGCCAAGGGCUCCAAAAGUUAGUGACAUGCACUCCUUCAGUGUUUUGAUACCAUAUUACAAAGAAGAAGUCAUUUUCUCUGAUGAGGAACUUAAUAAAGAAACUGAGGAUGGGAUCUCAAUUUUGUUCUACUUGCGGAAGAUAUACCCAGAUGAAUGGACCAAUUUCCAGGAACGCCUGAAUAAAAAUGACAAAGAGGAAAUUUGUAAGUGGGCAUCUUACAGGGGACAGACACUAGCCAGAUCAGUGCGAGGGAUGAUGUACUAUAGGAAUGCUCUAGAGCUUCAAUGCUCUGUUGAAUUCAACGAUAAUGCUGUAUUUAAUGAGGAUUAUACUCGAAUGCAAGCUUUGCCUGAUUUGAAAUUCUCCUUUGUUGUUUCCUGUCAAAUCUAUGGUGCUUUAAAAAGUUCUGAUGAUCCUAGAGAUCAGAGUCGUCAAAAGGAUAUCCAAAAACUCAUGUUGAUGUAUCCAUCUUUACGUGUAGCUUACAUUGAUGAAAGAGAGGAGACUGUGAAUGGAAAACCUAGAAAGGUUUAUUACUCUGUUCUUAUCAAAGGAGGUGAAAAGUUUGAUGACUAUGAGAGAGAAAUAUAUCGCAUCAAACUUCCAGGUCCAAUAAAGAUUGGUGAAGGGAAACCUGAAAAUCAAAAUCAUGCUAUUAUUUUCACUCGUGGAGAAGCAUUACAGACUAUAGACAUGAAUCAGGAUAAUUACUUUGAAGAGGCAUUCAAAAUGAGAAAUAUUUUGGAAGAAUUUAAACACUCAUAUCAUGGGCAUCAAAAACCUACAAUAUUGGGUUUAAGGGAGCAUAUAUUUACUGGAAGUGUUUCAUCACUUGCUUGGUUUAUGUCUAAUCAAGAGAACAGCUUUGUCACUAUUGGCCAACGCUGUUUAGCAAGUCCUCUAAGGGUGCGGUUCCAUUAUGGUCAUCCUGACAUAUUUGACAGAAUCUUCCACAUAACAAGGGGUGGCAUCAGUAAAGCUUCAAAAACUAUUAACUUAAGUGAGGACAUAUUUGCAGGGUUCAACUCAACUCUUCGCGGGGGAUAUGUAACACACCAUGAUUAUAUCCAAGUUGGAAAGGGGCGUGAUGUGGGGAUGAAUCAAAUAUCUUUUUUUGAGGCAAAAGUUGCAAAUGGAAAUGGAGAGCAAACACUUAGUCGUGAUGUAUAUCGUCUUGGACAUUGGUUUGACUUCUACAGAAUGCUGUCAUUCUACUUUACAACAGUUGGUUUCUAUUUUAAUAGCAUGGUUACUGUGCUUACUGUGUAUGUAUUCUUAUAUGGACGUUUUUACAUGGUUAUGAGUGGACUGGAAAGAGAUAUCUUAAACAGUCCAAGCAUACAUCAGAGCAAGGCUCUUGAGACAGCUUUGGUUUCUCAAUCUGUCUUCCAGAUGGGCAUGUUGCUGAUGCUGCCCAUGGUUAUGGAAACUUGCCUGGAGAAAGGAUUCCGCAAGGCUCUGGGUGAUUUUAUCAUCAUGCAGCUGCAGCUAGCCCCUGUUUUCUUUACAUUCCAGCUUGGAACAAAAGCACAUUAUUUCGGCAGAACAAUCUUGCAUGGUGGCUCUAAAUAUCGUGCUACUGGGCGUGGAUUUGUGGUUUUUCAUGCAAAGUUUUCUGAGAACUAUAGACAAUACUCGCGAAGUCACUUUGUGAAAGGAUUGGAGCUGGGAAUAUUGUUGGUCCUGUAUGAAGUUUAUGGGGGAUCAUACCACAGUUCAAAUCUUUAUUUGUUUAUCACAUUCUCUAUGUGGUUCCUGGUCGUAUCCUGGUUGUUUGCUCCAUUUAUCUUCAAUCCAUCUGGUUUUGAUUGGCAAAAAACAGUUGAUGAUUGGACAGAUUGGAAGCGGUGGAUGGGAAUUCAUGGUGGUAUCGGGAUCCAGCCUGAUAAAAGUUGGGAAUCAUGGUGGGAGGAAGAACAAGAUCACCUCAAAUAUACAACUACAUUGGGUAUGGUGCUUGAGGUUGUCCUUGCACUUCGCUUUUUUGUCUACCAGUAUGGAAUUGUUUACCACCUUGAUAUAGCCCAUCAUAGCAAGAGCUUCCUGGUUUAUGGAUUCUCCUGGGCCAUUAUUGUAGUAGCAGUUGUAGUCUUGAAGAUGGUAUCGGUGGGUAGGCAAUUCUUUGUUGGAGACCUUCAUCUACUGUUCAGGAUGCUCAAGGCUUUUCUUUCAAUUGCCCUAUUAGCAAUCCCAAUUGUUUUAUUCAAAGUAUAUGGCCUCAAUGUUUCAGAUUUAUUUGCUGCAAUCCUUGCCUUGACACCCACUGGAUGGGGCCUCCUCCUUAUUGGACAAGCGUUCAGACCAUUUUUGGAAAAGCUAUGUUGGGAUUCAAUAAAGGAGGUUGCCAGAGCAUACGAUUACAUGAUGGGUCUGCUGCUCUUCACGCCCAUCGCCAUUUUGUCAUGGUUCCCAUUCGUAUCAGAACUCCAAACACGUCUGCUGUUCAAUCAAGCGUUCAGUAGAGGUCUUCAAAUCUCUAUGAUUCUUUCUGGAAAGAAAGAUAAGUAAAGUCUCAUCUAAUUAGUAAUUAUUUCACCAGAAAUGAAAAUCUUGUUGGGGUUGUAGCAUCUCUGUGAUGGUUUCUGAUUGAUACUUUUCAAGGUUAGGAUUAUCAUCAGAUCAUUUGCUCCGAUUUUACAUUUUUUGAUUUUUUGAUGUUCAUUCAUCUUUUGCACUUCCUUUUUGGGUUAAGAUAGCACUUGUUUGAUUUAUUGAGUUUGAAUGGGGAGUUGAACCUACAAUAUCAGGAUCUGCUUCAGAAAUUGGAUUAAAGAUCCCAAUCAUCAAUGGCUUAAUGCCUGGAUUGAAAGGAGGAAAACCAAGUUGCUUGUUUAUUCUUAUAUCUAAUUUAAGUGAAGCAGAUAGUUAUUUUUUUAAUUACUGUUCAUACACACUGUUUACGCAUUAAUUACUGCUCACGUGUUACUGUCCAUGCAUUACUGUUCACGCACUAUACUUUAAUUUCUUUCGAUUGGGAGUUCUAUAGAAUAUGUAAACUGUGUAUGUGGAUAUUAGUAUGAACUUGAAUUGUCCACGCCACUGAUUAAUGAGAACAUUAAAUAGAAUAAUAUUCUAAUAUUAUUUUGGACAUGUUCUAAACUUGUUUGACAUGUGUAUGUGUUUGUGGUUAUGAAGUAAGUGGACCUAAGUUUAAAGCUUGGAGUAUUCAGUGAACCUUUCGGAAUAUUUAGUGGACCUUUGUGCAAUAGGGUUAGUAUUGUGAUGAGCUUUAAUACAAUGUUACUAGCACA
Molecule: messenger RNA, 6544 nt
Organism: Rubroshorea leprosula
Lineage: Eukaryota; Viridiplantae; Streptophyta; Magnoliopsida; Malvales; Dipterocarpaceae
Source: the annotation of a GenBank genome assembly